AUGCUGCGGUAUCGGGAAAUACAUGAUUUGGUUCAUACUUUGCUUGGUCAACCUACUGACAUGCUUGGUGAAGUCGUUGUUAAAUGGGUAGAAGGCAUACAAACUCUUCUCCCUAUGUGUUUAACUGGUGGUCACUUUGGUUCUCUGCGCCUCGCACCCAAGCAAACGGAGUGUUUUGUAAGAAGUCAUCUAGAGUAUGCCAUUCGUACCGGUAGAGAAGCGCGUUUUCUAAUGUGUGUUUACUUCGAAGAACAUUGGGAAGACAAUUUGGAAGAUUUACGGUCAUCUUUAAAUAUUCAGUCGCCUCCACCUCCCAGAAAACUGGAUUGA
Schistosoma rodhaini is the source of this 330-nucleotide messenger RNA. Lineage: Eukaryota; Metazoa; Platyhelminthes; Trematoda; Strigeidida; Schistosomatidae. The record is from the annotation of a GenBank genome assembly.